Molecule: messenger RNA, 7129 nt
Organism: Spirodela intermedia
Lineage: Eukaryota; Viridiplantae; Streptophyta; Magnoliopsida; Alismatales; Araceae
Source: the annotation of a GenBank genome assembly
AUGGCGGCUCCGGUGGAGCAAGGUGUUCAGUCAGAUUCGCUGCCUGCGGGGGAUUUCCCCCCGAAGAAGCUGGCUAGGCAGUUGGAUUUCACUUUGUACGGUCCUGUGUCGGCAACGGUGGCCGCUUCGGAGCAACCGCAGCGGAGGCCGGCGCAACCGCAGCAGGCGUUGACACAGGCAAAACAGCAUCUUCCAUCGUCGCCUGUGACAACGAAAACAUCCGAAACAUCAACAGGAGCUGCAGCUCCCUCUUCUGUUCCCGUGCUUCCUCUCCCGCGAACAUCAGUCCUUUUGUCCGCGUGAGUUUUCUUCUCUAUACCUACUUUAACGACUCAAUUUUAAAGUUUGCAUUUUUUCUUCUCGUUAGAUCUUUUCUGUCUUUGUAGAUUAAGAUCUAUACUUUCGCCUCAUGUGGCUGCGUCCAUAACUAUUGCCCAGCUCAUUUCUUUUAACCUUUAUGUGUUGUGGAUGGUGGAGACCAUUGGCAUCACCGGGCAUCGUUUUUAACAUGUUCUUCAUGGAUCUUUAGUGUGAUAAACAUCACACAGUAUUUUCAUUCAAACGAUAGUUGAUAAUUCACGACUACAAUAUAUCGCUUAUCUAAUAGUUAACUAAAUAUCUAUAUUACAUAGUUAACGAUUCCAAAGAUGUAAUAUUUUUAUAUCCUAGUAUCUAUGGAGUUGCAAAAAAUGAAUGUUCUCUGGAUCCGGUACCAUUAUGAUAUUAUAUUAUUUGUACUAUUUUUUGUUACAUUAAUUUUUAUUUUUUUUUUGUAGCAUUACCACGGUUUUUUUGGUGGUUAAAGAAUGAAAUUUAUCUCCAGGAAAAGAAUCACAGAGAAAGUAUCUUGAUCUUUUGUUUGAAUUCGGUAAUAAUGUUAUCAGCGUAGAAUAUGUUGGUUUAGAAACAGAAAUUUGGCUCUACAUUCUGAAAGUGGGUUAUUGUAUUGCACUACUGAAAAAUGGUUCUGUCUCCAGGUCUGGAAGUGAGCAUGCUAUGAAUUUGUAUCUUUGGUUUCAGCAGGUUUCAUGUCUGAGGGAAAAGAAGGGGGAGGAAAGAGUGAAUAAAAAAAGAAGUAGAAAAGGCAAAAUGACAAAAACAAACAAGUGUAGCAAUGACAGUCAACAGAACACAGUGAGUUGUUGAUGGUCUCUGCGACGAGUGAUGGGCAUCAAUUAAUGCCGGUACCAGAGAUCUUGGCUAGUAUUGAAGGUAAUAAUGGAGCUUAGAGCUGGUGGUGCCCAAAAACAGAUAUGAGCCCUAAAAGAUAGUAUUCAUAUAUUAAGGAGUUAUACUCGUGAAGCAGGCUACUAACAUAAAAGUGGUCAGAAAUUCGUCCACAUUUUGGGAUAAAAUAGACAGUUUGCUUCAAGCCGAGUUCCACAUAUUUAAAAAAUAGUCCUGAUACAUAUUUUUUUCUCAGUAUUACGCUUUAGUCAACUUUUAACUAUGGACAUAUCAGGGGAACUGGUUCUGAUUCCCAUUUUAAAUGUUCUAUUUUUGUUUGAUUCGUUCUGUUCUUGUAAACUCAGGCUUUGCAUCUGUCAUUGCGAGAAACAUAUCAAUUUGUAGGUUUAAGUGCUUUUGACUUGUGUGUAGGUUCUCUUUGCCACAUCACUAAUGGAUAAGACAAAUAUUUUUCUCCUUUUUAUGUUUGAAAGCAUCCGGAUGGUUUCUCUUAUUCUAAUUUUGGCAAAGCCAGUGAACCAUACCAAUAGAAGGAGACUGUAGGGGGGCUUAUUUGCUUUUCUGGUCUCUUUGUGGUAGGACUAUACCGGCUAUUUGCACGUCAAUGGAUCACAUAGAGGCUGAAUAAAAAUAAAAAUAAAAAUUAGUGGAUUUUCUUUUAAAAAAGGGUCCUUGUCGUCUUUGACAUCUUUGGAUCAUUCCUGGAAGACUACAUAGCAUGGUCUCGCUAUUAUUGGUGCAAGACCGCCAGGUAGUACAUAAUGUCGAUGAUCAAGUUUCUGAAGCCUACUAGACUACUUGUAAGAAGCGGGUUGGUGUAUUUAGGCUUCACCAGUUGGGAACAUCAGGAAUUUGGGGGCAGGUAGACCCCAAGGAAUCUCUAAGCAUUUUAUAAAAUCUCUCUCUUCCUUUUUCACAUCAGCCAUUGUAUAUUUGUUGUAUAUUAUAGGAUGCUCUCAAAUAGGGCUAUGGUUUACGUUCCCACCUUCCUGAACUCUAAUUUUGCUCCCAAAUAUUUGUUGUAUAUUAAAUUUUGCUUUCUGUUUAAUUUUUCUCUCAAAAGUGUGAGUUGUUGAAGACAAUUGAGAAAGUGAUAAACUUAAGUUUCUAGUAUUCUGAAAUUCGCUAGACGAUUUCCCUGGGGAUUCAACUGUCAGAAGUCAAGCCAGUUCCCGAAAUGAUUGAUAUGGCAUAUUUUUUUAUCAUUUUGGAAAAAUUGAAGUCGCACAUAAUUUGUGAUUUUCUGCACACGCGAGAAGAACCCAAUUUUUUUUAUUUGAUCUUUUCUUAACUGAUAUGAUCAUAGGCUAAUUUAUUGUGUAUCAAUGCUUGAAGAAUCUUGGAUUCAAGACUUUUUAUGGAAAUAAACCUCUGCCCUUUUUUUCGGCUUUCUGUCUGCAAUAGCAUGGCCUCCUGAUCUGUCUAACUAUCAAUAUUCAUUUCCAUUUCUUCAGGAAGCCUGACUCUCCAAAGCCACACCCACGGCCUGGGUUUGAAGUGAAAGAUGGCACCCCAAAGAAAAAAAGGCAAUGCAACUGUAAAAAUUCGAAAUGUUUGAAGUUGUAAGUGAGCUGUCUCCUAAUAAUUUUUUUGUCGUUUUCACUCUCUAUCUCUAAAUGGGCCCUUUGAUGGAAUUUCUUGAUCAACUGUGCUGUAAUGACCUCUGCACGGUUGACGCAAUUGUUCACCAGCAUUAGCAAUGUAUAAAAAAGAUUGUUCAGCCUCACUUUGAAAUGUAGCAAGUAUGAUUUUGCUUGCCAAUACCAUCAGAAAUCUGUCAUCGCCCAGUGUCUAAUUCCUGGCUAUUUGACGCAUCUCAUUCACAUAAAACGUCGAGUUGUCUCCUGAUUAUUUUUUGUGCAAUUUUAUGGAUUGAAUUUACGUUUUCCCCUAAAGGAAGUCUUUUGUAUCAUUUUCAUUCAAUUGCUGACAACGUCUGGCGUUCAUGAUGUCUCUCCAUAUUCUUUUCUCUUGUUUGAUGGCACAGCUAGCUGCCUUGCAUUAUCUAGUUCAAGUAUUUUUGCUGAUAAUUUUUAGUUGCGAUUGAUUCUUGUGAUUCAUGUGCAGGUAUUGUGAAUGUUUUGCAUCCGGAUCUUAUUGUGGUGAUGGAUGUAAUUGCGUGAAUUGCCAUAAUAACAUUGAGAAUGAAGCUGCAAGGCAAGAGGCUGUUGAAGCAACCCUAGAGCGUAAUCCUAAUGCCUUUAGGCCAAAAAUUGCGAGCAGUCCGCCUGCAAUUAGAGAUAGUAGGGUAUGUUUUGGUCAGUAUAUUUGCUACUGCAUAAUAAUUUGACACAAAUGCACUUAAACACAUCCAUACAGCCAGCCAUAAGAGAAGCAGUAUUUCCUUGGGAAUUUUCAUUUAAACUCUUUCUAAGAGGGAUUUUUCUUUUGUUUCCCACCUGGUGAGGGUGUCCAUGUUUAGGUGACAGAUUGAGGGUGAGUGCAAUCUUUUUUCUUCUAGUGUGUAUGAUCUUCUCUGGGUGAAGCUCCAAUGGAAUGCCUUUGUCGUAUGUUUUCGGUUAAAGAGACUGCCUUAUGACCAUUUUUUUUUUUAGAGAAAAUCAGCAUCAUUAGGAUGUUCUCCUCACUGGCAUUUCCAUGCUACUAUGAACUGCAUUCUUGAAGUCGUAAUGUAGACACCCUCAUGUAACAAAGCUUUAUAUUCUCGAGUUAUUGAUGUUCUAUAUCAGUGAGGAAAACCACUUUCAUAAAUGCAAAGUGAAAGAAAUAAAAUAAAAUGGACAUUAUCCAGUUUUUUUUGUUUCCUCUCCGUUAGUUUCUAGCUUUCUGGGUAAAACGUGCUUUAUUUUGUCACAUUAACCGGUUUUUUGCAUUUUCUUGCACUGACCUAGCUUCUUCAACUAAUCUUGUCAAUAAUAUAUUUUUUGUAUUCCUGUUUUCCUAACAUGAGAUGGCCUUUUUGAAAUGAUAGGAGGCCGAACUCCCUUUACUGGGAAAGCACAACAAAGGAUGCAAUUGCAAGAAGUCAGGGUGUCUAAAGAAAUAUUGUGAGUGCUUCCAGGCGAACAUUCUCUGCUCUGAAAAUUGUAAAUGUUGUGACUGCAAGAACUUUGAGGGAAGUGAUGAGAGGCGGGCUCUUUUCCAUGGAGAUCACGGUAGAAACAUUGCUUACGCCCAACAGGCAGCUAAUGCUGCCAUCACUGGCGCUAUAGGAUCUUCUGGGUAUGGUUCUUCUCCAGCAUCGAAAAAGAGAAAAAACCAAGAAACCCUGUUUGGCCCAGGGCUCAAGGAUCCAUCCGUUCAAAAGCUUGCACAGUUUCCACAGGUACUUUAUUUUUUCUCAUUGGACGUCCGUGCUGCAUGUGAAUUAUGCCAGUUAUAUAAAAAAGUGUGAUAUUUAAGUGUGAGAAAGUUACAGACCGUUUUCAUCUAUCCAUUACCAAUUUCUUUUGUUCACAAGUGUAACAUUUUAGUUGAUAUUUUAUGCAUGCCCUCAUCUGAGACAUCUAGACCAUGAAAAGGAUGUGCUGAGCUAGAUUCCUAAAUUUAUUAGGUGAACACGUUGAAGAACCCAUCCCCUUCUUCCCUGGGUUUCAUGCCUGGACGUGCUGUUAAUCCUGCAGGAACAGGUUCUACGAAGGUAACAUACAGGUAGUCAUCCUAUCCUACAUUCGGCGCAUAUUAUUUUGUUGCUGAUAAUUUUCUUGUGGAAGUGCGUAUAGUCAUUUGAAAUCUUUUAAUUUGACCUUUAAUUUGUCUUUCCCAAUAUGAAGGCCUCUUCUAGCGGAUAUAAUACAACCAGAGGAUGUUAAGGAGCUUUGCAAACUUCUGGUGGUUGUCUCAGGAGAAGCUGCCAGAGCUUUAGCAGGUAAAAUUGACAUUAUUAGGGAUCCUUGAAAAUUUAUUACUUAAUGGGUUUACGCGAAUUAAUUUGAUUUGAGUUGGGAUUGUUGUAACUGUGUCAGAGCUCGUGGACAAUCUAAUUGUCUAAACUUAGACAGACAUGUAAUCGGUGUUAGAGAUAUGGGACAAUCUAAUUUGAAAUCAAUUGGCGAUGAGUGGUGUGGGAUCAUUUUUAUUAUCACAUUUUAUUUUCUAUGAACCAGAACGAGACUAUUCUAACGCUGCUUGAGUAGAAGCCAUCUAUAUCGAUGUUUCCUUUUGUUCUAGUGGUUUUUUUUGACUUUUGACAAAUAAUAAAGCUAGUGCAAGUGGCUUGCAGUCGAUAGAAUUGAAAUGGGCUGAUGGGGGUUAGUUGGACAUGUAAUGAUAUUUCACAAAAAUGACGAAAAUUCUCAUUCCGCUAUGGGUUUCAUACAGUUACCUUGUUAACUCUGAGAUUUCACUAUCUGAUAUGAGUUAGUCUCUAUUUAUGUCGGUAUUUUUGUUGGCCGGACAUCUUUAUUUAAACAUUCCUAUGGCUUUCGAUUUGCUCUCCUGAAUUGACUUUCUUUUGUUAUAUAUUCAUCAUACCGUACUUAAUUAUACAUCUUUUAGCCUUUAGGUUAAGAAUCCUAAGGGACGGAUGCUAAUUUAUCUUACUUUCUUGUCAUUUAAUAUUUCUCCUCUUCCUCUGCGUAGACUUCUCCCAUUUUAAGCUCUUAAUGAUUUGGUUCAAUUUUCUCUUAUCAAAGAGUAUAAUUCUUUCUGAUAUCCGGAGAAUCUUGCAACUAAGAUUUCUAAAUUGGAAUGGAUGCAUUAAAAAUAUAAUUCUUACUCAAGACAUCUUUUGAUUCCCUCAUCUGAAAAUUUCCCCAUUAACCAUCGUAUCAUCAUUGUAAUAUACCGAAUGAUUCUAGUUAAGCUUCUCUACCGAACAACUUCGCCAUGAAACGUAGCCACAUACUUAGUAAACUGUCAGGAAUGUGCCGUUUGUCUUUUUCUGUACAGUAUUAACGGUCCUAAAACUUGCAGUGAAGAAGGACGAAGAGGAGAAAGCUGCAGAAAGUGAGGAUCGCACAUCAACCACUAGUGCUUCCCUAGCCCAAAACAGGGAUGAGCACCAGAAGGAACCCUAUGGUCAGAUAAGGUCAGGUAAUGAGCAUCUGAAUGGCGGAAGGGCAGACAUCAUGGCCACAGAAUCUGAACAAGAUGGUCCUGAGGUUCAGGGUGGAGGAAGGCCUAUGUCCCCUGGGACACUGGCACUGAUGUGUGAUGAACAGGAUUCAAUGUUCAUGGCUUCGUCUUCUCAUAAUGCGGGCGCAUCUUCAAGGUUUCCAUCUGGUCAAUCUAUGCCAGAGAUCUAUAUUGAGCAGGAAAGAUGUAUCUUGACAGAGUUCCGGGACUGUCUCCGAAAUCUUAUCACAUAUGGAAAGAUAAAAGGUAACAAUUCCAAUAAACUCCAUAUGCCGAAAUUAUAUAGAACUUGAAGGUUUUUAGGGAACUAAUCUGUCGUAAGUCCAUUUGAAUUUCCUUUGAGAAGGCUGGUGGGCUGAAAACCAUGUUAAUUUAUAGAAAUCUUUCAUUGAACUAUAAAUAUGAUUGCUCUAUUGUUUUCAUACUAUUCUUUAAACGUUAACUGAUUUCUUUUUGCAAAUCUCACCUAAAAUCUUCUUGAUAAAAGAGGAACAGUAUCCUUUUGAGAUACAUUCUUAUGGCAGAUCAAUGGCUCACCUUGAUCGAGUGUGAAAAGUUAUUUUAUGAUAUAUAAUGAUCAUCAAUCUUUCCAGAUGCCGGGAAUUUGAGCACUGUCAAGUGCGCUUUCAUCAGGAUCUGUAAAUACCUCUGUAAACUGAAGUAAUCCGGUUUUUGUUUUUCAGAAGCUAAGUACUCUUCCAUGGCCACAAAAUCAGAUUCAUCAAACCUUCAGGAAGCCGUUACCAGUGGGAUUCCAAGAUCUUCGAUUCCCAGCUCGUCAGGUGUGAUUCAGAAUGCAAUUUUCGGUGCCGUCCCUUUCAGUAGCUGCAAGCCACCAAAGGCCGGGCCACCAGGUGUAGACAAUGGUGAACUCCAGCUGAAGAUUGAAAAGGUAGAACUGUAG